UCAUGUACAGCUAGCUAGCCUAACUGCAGCAAGAUCUGGAAGAGAAGGGGUGCUCAGCUGGAUAAUCAGAUACAUUUCUCUGUGAUUUGUAUACUUGACUCAGGCUGGUUGGGGGUACUCAGCACCCCUAGCACCCCCCCUGGCUACGCCCCUGUUUUGUUGAGGAACAUUUUGAUUACUGGAUGAAGGUAUACUAAGAUUUAGCACCCCCCUAGAGAUGAGGGGACCUGGCGAUGAACAGCUGUUGGAAUGCAGAUCAAACACUAAACUUUUCCAACAAGACCUGUAUUGCAGCGAGUGGAGCUUCGGGUCUAGACGGACCUGCGAUUGCUGGUGUGAUUGUGGGCAUUCUAUUCGUGCUUGUCAUAGUAAUAGCGGUGGUGUUUAUUACCGGCUUCAUUCGACGCCGAUUCUACAUGGGAUCAUCCAAGAUCACUGAUUUGGAGAGAACUGACUUCAUUAAUCCCACGUACGGAGAUGGAGCGAAUAUUUCUAUGGGGACAUUGCAGCUUCCCAGGGCUCCUCCCAACCAGGCUCGGCUGAUCGUGACCCCAGAGUCGACCCUAGAGUUUGGAGAGAUCCUCGGAGCAGGCGCCUUUGGAACUGUCUACGAGGGCUACUGGCGUCCGGAGAACGAUUCCAACAGAUACCACGUUGCUAUCAAAGUCCUCAACGAACAAACUACUAAUUCAGCAGCCAGUAAGGAACUCUUGCAAGAAGGCAUCGUCAUGGCAUCCAUGGACCACGAUAACGUAGUGCGACUAUAUGCAGUAUCCAUGGGGAAAGAGCUGAUGUUGAUCUCCCAGUUUGUUGCACUGGGCUCACUGAUCUCUUAUCUAAAGAAGCACCAAACUGAUCUCAAUGCACUAACAAUGCUCACGUUUGCAGUCCAGAUGGCCAAGGGUAUGGAGUAUCUUGAGGAGAAGAGGAUGGUGCAUCGUGAUCUUGCCGCACGUAACGUGUUAGUUCAUUCCUCCCGUUGUCUGAAGAUCACUGAUUUUGGACUCACGAGGAUUAUUGAUGUUGGGGAGUCCCACUACCAGGCUCAGGGAGGGAAGGUACCCGUUCGCUGGAUGGCACCAGAGAGCCUCCGUAAAAAAGUGUACACUCACAAGUCCGAUGUCUGGAGUUACGGGGUGACUGUGUGGGAGGUGCUAACAUUCGGGGCGCGGCCGUACGGGACAAAGGGCGUACGAGAUCUGAUAAAGGGGGUGGAGGCUGGAGAGCGAUUGGAACAGCCGGCCACUUGCACUAUUGAACUCUACGCUGUGUUGCUCGAAUGUUGGCUGAGAGAGCCUGAGGCCCGUCCUCCAUUUUCUGAAAUCGUUCAGCGUCUAGACGUCUUCUUACAAGAUCCGCUGCGCUACGUCUUCACCACACAAGAUGGCUGUGUCACAAAUUACGACAACCUGCCGUCAAACAUUCUACAAAGUGGUGAGUUCAACUACGAGAACCACACCUUCAGCAGCAACACCUUCACGCUGUCACAAGAGUUUCCGUCGAGUCCCCUCCCCCCUCACACCCAGCAUACCCUCACGGCCGUACAGAGGGGGAGUGUGCCUAAUCCGUACUCCAACUUGGUCAUUGGAAUGCCUUCUCCAAAUUAUGAGACUGACCCAAACAUGCAACAAAGUUUCUCAGGGCUUGAAUCCAGCACCACUCAACACUCAUCACCAGGGACAAAGACCGCCCCCCUCUAUGCUAACGGAGCCACGCCUCACAAACCAGCCAACUACGAAGCACCUCUAUCUCCAAACCUACCCAGUACAGACAAGCGCUACGUUUCAGCCCCUAAACUAGACGAGAUGGGGGAAGACACUUUGACGAGGUCCAUGUCACGUCCAUUAGGGGAUUUCCCUGAGCAAGCGGAAUUCCCCCAGGAUAACGGGUACACACUGGCGGAAGAAGUGGAGGAGGCUACGGGUCCCCCAGGGUACGAGUAUCUCAAUGAGGAAGGGCAGAAGGUUCUUUUGAAUGGUGGUAACUAUGAGGUAUCUGACGACUAUGUCAUUGUCGACCAGGGCCCUCAUCCCCGAAAACCCAGGAAUUACGAGAUGCCCGUUUCCCCAACAACCAACGGCCAAUCAGUUCACACUCCUCUACUCCCUAUGGGCCACUACGAAGUUGAUGAGAACUACAAGCAGGGACUUAUCCCAAACAGUUCCCUCCCAACUGAAGAGUACGACAAAGUAGAUGGACCACAAGACUAUACGGAAAUUGAUGAGACAGCUGCCCCGCAGGAGUACUCGGAGAUUGAUGAAUCGGCCAUGCAAAGAGAGUACUCUGAAAUCGAUGAUGACUUCAACGAAGGUGGAGGCUAUAAAGCUGUGCCGAAAGAGUUUCAGUCUCCCCCGCCAGUGAAAAUGAAGCCUAAUGGUAGGCACACAAAAUCGGAGGUAUUUGAAACCUUUAAUGCUAGCGAUCUGGAUACUGGACCCUCUGCGUGGCGAGGGAGAUCUCGGACGAUAUCUACACCCCCCAGGGAGGAGUACGAGACGCCGAUAGAUGCCGUCGAGAGGAAAGUACAGACACUACGUCAUAAUCCGCCCCCUCAAUUCAUGGACUAUGAAACUCCCAUAGACGCUGCCUAGCAACUCACGUAGCUGUUACUUUUUACUGUAAUAACUGACUAUCAUGUGUGCUUCAUUAUGUUACAUUUUAUUAUGUAGAAUAAUAAUUAUGUAUUUUUACUGAUAGGUUUUGCACUAAUCAUGCGGCCACUGUUUCUUAAAUAUUGGCCAUAAAUAAUUAUAGUGAUAUCCAUGUUGCAGGUUAA
Messenger RNA from Halichondria panicea, 2776 nucleotides. Its product is annotated as epidermal growth factor receptor-like. Gene Ontology annotation, molecular function: transmembrane receptor protein tyrosine kinase activity; ATP binding. The coding region runs from base 234 to 2591 and encodes 785 amino acids. Gene Ontology annotation, cellular component: basal plasma membrane; plasma membrane; signaling receptor complex. The transcript is spliced from 11 exons. NCBI's taxonomy places the organism in Eukaryota, Metazoa, Porifera, Demospongiae, Suberitida, Halichondriidae. The record is from RefSeq and is a predicted model, not a curated record. Gene Ontology annotation, biological process: negative regulation of apoptotic process; protein phosphorylation; cell surface receptor protein tyrosine kinase signaling pathway.